Arachis stenosperma is the source of this 6163-nucleotide messenger RNA. RefSeq names its product calcineurin-binding protein 1. Gene Ontology annotation, cellular component: nucleus. Lineage: Eukaryota; Viridiplantae; Streptophyta; Magnoliopsida; Fabales; Fabaceae. The record is from RefSeq and is a predicted model, not a curated record. Gene Ontology annotation, molecular function: protein binding; nucleosome binding. Gene Ontology annotation, biological process: chromatin organization.
UUCUGAGAGCGCGCCCGCUCUCCCUCGCUUACAAGCUAAAACAACCGGAAACGGAGAGAGAAAAAAACAUUCGAAAGCUAAGACUGAAAUCGAAGCUUGGAACCCUAAAAAUUGAUGAUCUAACAGUCACAAACUAAUAUUUUGCAUUUCUGAACAUUGGAUAUGUUCUCAAUUGCAGCUAUCAAUGAUACUGACCCGAAAGCUAAAUGGGAGCCACUAGCUCCUACCAAAGAAGCUCAGGAAUUUCAUCUGACUCAAACUUAUCAUGAUGGGCUACUCAAGUUACAAUCUAAAGACUACCAAAAGGCUCGCGAGUUAUUAGAAUCAGUACUUAAAGAUCCUCUUUUAGCUAAUGCACAGGUGGAUAGCAGUGUCAGUGAUAGUCAUCUUUUGCAACUAAGAUUUUUGGCACUGAAGAACCUUGCCACCGUAUUUCUUCAGCUAGGUUCUGCACAUUAUGAGAACGCUCUGCACUGUUAUCUUCAAGCUGUCGAGAUUGAUUCAAAAGAUUCUGUUGUCUGGAACCAGCUGGGAACAUUGUCAUGCUCAAUGAACUUACUGAGUAUUUCCCGUUGGGCAUUUGAGCAAGGCCUCUUGUGUAGCCCCAAUAACUGGAAUUGCAUGGAAAAGCUUUUGGAAGUUCUUAUUGCUAUUGGCGAUGAGGUUGCUUGCUUGUCUGUCACUGAGUUGAUUUUGAGGCACUGGCCAUCACAUUCUCGUGCAUUGCAUGUUAAAAAUACCAUUGAAGAGUCAGAACCAUUGCCAUUUGCUCCCAGAGGCAUAGACAAACUUGAACCGAAACAUGUGCGCCUCAAAUUUCCGGAUAAGAGAAAAGCUAGUAAUGAGAAUCCAGAUGAGGGUGUUGCAUUCAAAAAGCCAAACCAGAACAGAGAACUGCAGCUGACAGAAGCUUCCUGGGUGGCUCUGGCUGAUGCCCUGCUGGAAAUCCUACAAAGUUCUGAUGUAAACCCUGAAAAAUUGUGCAUCUCUCCGGAUGUUAGACUAAGCAUAAGCUUACCUUGUUUUGAAGCUGCUAUGAAUACCGUGGAAGGGGUAAGGCCCUGUGGUGAAAGCAGUGCUUCGCGUGAUGGUAACAUAGAAAGGCCAAGUGCUAAAGGUAAAGAAGCAAAUAUCCAAGAAGAACAACCACAUGAAAGGCGAAGUUCUCGACUAGAAAGGCUGCGUAGUCGUAAACCAGGGAAAGAAGAAUCGGAUUCUUGUGGCAAGGACCGGGCAAAGGUUGUCAUUCAAUACUUAGAGCCAUUCAUUGAUCGUGGAUUGGGUAGUCCAGAUGUUGCUGAUAGUGAUAACUCUGCAUUAUCCUAUUCAGUAAAUUCUGAAAAUAAUAAUGUUUGUGCAUUUCUAUUACAAACUUCAAAAAAUUACGGUGCUUAUCAUAUGGGGCACUUGCUUUUGGAAGAGGUUGCAAGACAAGGCCUCCUAUAUCAAGAUGCUUUUGUCAAAUUUCUUGAGUUAGAAAGGUUGACACGGCAUUGGGGAAUGGAACGAACUGCUGAAUGUAGUCUUUUUCUUGCUGAGUUGUAUCAUGACUUUGGAUUAUGCUCCUCCCCUGGUUCUAAACAAUCAGAAUAUAUGUCAGAGACAUCUUAUCAUCUCUGUAAGAUCAUAGAGUCUGUAGCUCUAGAUUAUCCAUUUCACUUGAAACAUGCCUUGAAUGAAGAUGAAGGUUUGCUUGGUAGUUUUCAAGGGAUGGAUAGAAUAUCAGUUGAUACCUCUAAUGAGAGCAAUUCAGACAGCUCAUUUCUGAUGGAGAAUAGUGCAUUUUGGGUUCGAUUCUUCUGGCUAAGUGGGAGAAUGUCUGUUUUUGAUGGUAACAGGGCAAAAGGUUGUGAAGAAUUUUGUAUUUCUUUGUCACUUUUAGCAAAGCGGGAAACUAUGGAAGAUUCUCUAUGUUCAGUCCGUCGUAUGCAUUGCAAGGCCGUAAAAGAGCUGAACAUUGAUAGAGUUCUUUACGAGAUCAAUAUAUUAAAGGUCAAUUUCUUGAUGGAAAAUUCUGUCAUUGAGAUGAUGGAACAAGAAAAGUAUUUGGAGUGUAUAUCAUUGCUCUCUCCACAUCUAUUCUCCACACAGGAUGUCUACAUUGAUGCAUUUUCUCUUACAGUGCCAGAUAAAAAAGAUGAAAAAAUAACUUCCAUUGAACUAAUGGCUUUAGAUGUUCUAAUAGAAGCAUGUCAGAAGAUAGAGCCAAUGGAUGUAGAAAUGUAUUUCAAUUGCCACUAUAAAAAGCUGAAAAUACUUAUGGCAAUAAUGGGAUUAAAUAAAUGUAUGACAUCAUUUAUAUUUUCUGAUCAAACUACUGACUUAGUGGUAUCUCCUAAUUUUGAGAUUGAUUCAAAUGAAAGUUCAACCAAGCAUUGUAGUCACUUGGUUGCACAGGAAGUGAAGGCACUCUCUGAUUGUAUUUCUCAAGUGAAGAAAGUUAUUGACCAUCGUGGAGAUUCUGAUGGCCUUACAGUUCCAACAAACAGCAUUAUCCAAAUGCAGUCUCUAUUAUUGUUAAUCAUGAGAUAUGUUGCAAACUUACUUGUCUGUAACAAAGCCUCUGAACCAGUACAUUCUGAUGAAGAAGAAAACAACUAUUUUGUUGAUGCAGCCAUUGUUUUCUGCAAACUCCAGCAUCUCAGCCCAGCUACACCUAUCAAAACUCAAGUUGAUUUAAUUGUUGCAACGCAUGACUUGCUUGCUGAGUAUGGACUGUGCUGUGUCGGUGAAGGUGGAAAAGGUGAAGAAGGAAUAUUUCUUAGAUUUGCAAUAAAGCAUCUCUUGUCCUUGGAUAUGAAGCUUAAGUCGAGCUUUAACUAUCUAAAUAAAGAAUCCGUGCAAUGUGAAGAGGUAUCCAGGAAUAGUCUUGUAAAUUCAUCUGCAGAAGAUUCAAAGUCAGAUAUAUUAGAUGUCCAGAUGGAUUGGACAAAAAUAGGAGAACUAAAUUCUGGGAAGGAGGUUUCUGAAGGAAUAAUAUCAGAAAGGAUUGCAUCUUGCCGAGUUCAAGAAAAAGACAGCAAGGAAAUGGUGUGUGAAGAUCAUGGAGGGGCUGGGACUGACAGCAGUUUCAGUAAGGUUGAAAAUCCAAGCAAUCUAUUGAUUGAUGGGAAUGAACUUUCAGAAGAUGAAAUGGAGGAACUUGAGUCAAAUGAUGAUGAUAUAGUGAUGCACAAAAAUACAAGCCGGGGAGAUUAUCAGACCAAAGAACAAUGCGCUGAUGUUUUCAAGUAUGUACUUCCCUAUGCAAAGGCAUCUUCUAGGACUGGAUUGGUCAAACUUCGUAGAGUUUUAAGAGCCAUCAGGAAGCACUUUAUGCUGCCACCAGAGGACCUGUUGUUAGGAAACCUGAUAGAUAAGUUCUUAGAUGAUCCGAAUGUUUGUGAAGAUAAACUCUCAGGUGAUGCUGGAUCUGAUGGAUUUCUUGAAGCUAUAAAAAGGAUUAUGUUUCCUGAUAAGGGAGGACUUGUACAGUACAACACAACAUUAUUGAGGAGGUCUGAGCCAUAUUUGGAGGUCUACUGUAACUUAUAUUAUUUCUUAGCUCUAUCUGAGGAAAUGAGUGCUACAGAUAAAUGGCCUGGAUUUGUUCUCACCAAGGAAGGAGAAGAGUUUGUUGAACAAAAUGCAAAGCUCUUUAAAUAUGAUCUCAUGUACAAUCCUCUACGUUUUGAAAGCUGGCAGCGACUUGGGAAUAUUUACGAUGAGGAAGUAGAUUUGUUGUUAAAUGAUGGCAGCAAGCAUGUAAAUGUUGUGGCAUGGCGGAAGAAUCCUACUUUAUCCAGUAGAGUGGAAACAAGCCGAAGGAGGAGUAGACGGUGCCUGCUAAUGAGUUUAGCUUUGGCUAAGACCUCUGCGCAACAGUGUGAGAUACACGAGUUACUGGCACUGGUAUACUAUGACAGCCUUCAGAAUGUAGUGCCAUUUUAUGAUCAGAGAUCUGUUUUGCCCUUAAAGGAUGCAGCAUGGAAGAUCUUUUGCAAGAAUUCAAUGAGACAUUUCAAGAAAGCAUUCAUGCUGAAGCAAGAUUGGUUGCACGCAUUUUACUUGGGUAAACUCAGCGAAAAGCUUGGAUAUUCACAUGAAACUGCACUAACGUAUUAUAGCAAAGCCAUUGCUUUGAACACAUCAGCUGUUGAUCCUGUGUAUAGGAUGCAUGCCUCACGUUUGAAGCUGCUGAUGAAGUGUGGAAAACAUAAUUUGGAGAUUUUAAAGGUUCUUUCAUCACACUCGUUUGAUCAAUCUGUAAAAGAUGCUGUCAUGAGUAUCCUUUGUGAUGUGGAUAGCUCAUUAUCAAAUGAAAAGGAGAGAAGCAUUAAGGCCAAUUCUCUAGAAAUUAACAAUGAAGGGUUGCUCAAAUUGGAGACUGCAUGGUCUAUGCUUUAUAGUGAUUGCCUUUCGGCCCUCGAAACCUGUGUGGAGGGAGAUCUCAAACAUUUUCAUAAGGCCAGAUACAUAUUAGCUCAGGGGCUUUAUAAAAGGGGUGAGAGCGGUGAUACAGAGAGAGCAAAGGAUCAACUUUCUUUCUGCUUCAAAUCUUCACGCUCAUCCUUUACAAUAAAUAUGUGGGAAAUUGAUAGCACGGUUAAAAAAGGACGGCGCAAGGCACCAGGGUCAGCUGGGAACAAAAAAUCCCUUGAGGUUAACUUGCCAGAAAGUUCGCGAAAAUUCAUUACUUGCAUUCGAAAGUAUGUGCUGUUUUAUCUCAAACUAUUGGAAGAGACUGGAGAUAGAUGUACUCUUGAACGUGCAUAUGUUUUUCUUCGAGGAGAUAAGCGGUUUUCACUAUGCAUUGAAGAUAUUGUACCAGUGGCCAUUGGAAGAUAUUUGAAAGCCCUGGUUUCAGCUAUGGGCCAUUCUCAGACUUUAAGCUCUGGUCCAGUAAGCAGUUCUGACAAUGUGCUCGAAAAAAUGUUUGCUUUGUUCAUGGAGCAAGGGAGCUUAUGGCCAGAAAUAUGCAGCUUGCCUGAAAUUGAGAGCCCAGAUACAUCAGAGAGUAUCAUAUACGGAUAUCUGCAUGAACACAUUGUAUCAUUGGAGAAAAAUGGAAAACUGGAAACCCUUGAAGCAAUAAAUGAGAAGAUUAGGAAACGAUUUAAGAAUCCUAAGUUCUCAAAUAGUAGUUGUGCAAAAGUAUGCAGGCAUUCUUCUGUUGCUUGGUGUCGAACUCUUGUAUAUAAUUUGGCACAAAUUACUCCAAUAUCAUGUGAAUUCCCGAAUAGAAUUCAAGUUCAGAAUUCAACAGAUGGUGGGAUGGAUAAUGGCCAACUGCUCUGUAUUGACUUGCAACCGCACGAAUUAUGGAGUACAACUUUUGAAGAUCCAACUCAUUUGGAAAAAAUUGAAACAAAAUGGAUCGCGAUUUUAUCAAAAAUAAAGAAUAUAGUGAUCAACAAAGUUUCCGAUGAAAAUUUGGAAACUGCAAACACUUUGCUCCGGGCUUGCUACAAUUUUUACCGGGAGAGUUCUUCUGUGGUGCUUUCCUCUGGGCUCAACUCUUAUUUGAUCCCAUACCAAUUAGCAGCAGAGACCCCAUUCAACCCUAAUAUGAGUGGGAUUGAAGCACUUGAUCUGAGCAUCCCUAGGAAGCUUCUUUUGUGGGCAUAUGCUCUACUGCACGGACGAUAUGCAAAUAUCUCCUUUGUUGUAAAGCAUUGUGAAGAAUUCACGAAGUCAAAGAUGAAAAGAGGAAGUGGAACUUCACCCGGAAUUUCAAACUCACCUGCUGCCUCUACUCUUCCAGGUAGCAGCAGAAGUGUACAAAAUUCUGCAGGAUGUAGUGAUGUUGAUUUUACCCAAGUCACAGCAGUCGGGUCUGGUUCUUUGUCUGGCAGCAAUACAACGAACUUCGUGAGUUCCGAUGAGAUUCAAAAGAAUCUCUUUGCUUUUCCAUCCCACCUGCAUCAAAAUACCACUAAUGAUGCAGAAAGAAUCAAUUUGACAGCUCGAGAAGGAGAUGCAGAUGGAAAUUGAUUUUGUACAAAAAUACGAGGCACAUCUCAUAAUAGCCGCCUGACUUGUGCGCUCUGCCAAUAGGGCUUGAAGAUGUAGAUAGUAGUUGUAAAUCUUGGUGUGUUAUAUAAAAGAUUCGGCAAAAUGUAAAUAGGAUUCUAGUUGAGAUGUUAAAACUGCGCAAAAUGCAACGAAUAGCUCUGAUUUCUCC